UUUCAUCAAAGCAACAAAGCACAGAGUUUCGGAGAGACGUGCAAGCAUAAGCCAGACACAACGAACAGUUGUUGCAUAGGUUCUGUGAGGAGAGAUCAGAGGAUGAUGGCAAGGCAAGGCGCAGCCUCCAUGUUCGCUACGGCUUUGCUCCUCGGGGUCUUUGCCAACAUUGCACCAACAGGCGUGGAGUCCGUCGGGGUGUCGUACGGCAUGAGCGGCGACAACCUGCCGCCGGCGAGCACCGUGGUCGGCAUGUACAAGGCCAACGGCAUCCCGCUGAUGCGGAUCUACGCGCCGGACCAGGCGGCCCUCCAGGCGGUGGGCGGCACGGGCAUCCGCGUCGUCGUCGGCGCGCCCAACGACGUGCUCUCCAGCCUCGCCGCCAGUCCCGCCGCGGCCGCCUCCUGGGUCCGCAACAACAUCCAGGCCUACCCGGACGUCACCUUCCGCUGCGUCUGCGUCGGCAACGAGGUGGAGGGCGCCGCCGCGCGGGACCUGGUCCCGGCCAUGGAGAACGUCCGCGCCGCGCUCGCCGCCGCCGGCCUGGACGGCAUCAAGGUCACCACCUCGGUGUCGCAGGCCAUCCUGGGCGGGUACAAGCCGCCCUCCGCCGCCGACUUCACCGCCGAGGCGCAGGGGUUCAUGGGCCCGGUCCUCGGCUUCCUGGCCCGCACCGGCGCGCCCCUCAUGGCCAGCGUCUACCCCUACUUCACCUACGCCGCCAACCCGUCCGCCAUGGACCUCAGCUACGCGCUCUUCACCGCCCCCGGCGCCGUCCUGCAGGACGGAGACUACGGGUACCAGAACCUCUUCGACGCCACCGUCGACUCCUUCUACGUGGCGAUGGGCAAGAACGGCGGCGCCGGGGUGACUCUGGUCGUGUCGGAGAGCGGGUGGCCGUCCGCCGGCGGCGUCGCGGCGUCGCCGGAGAACGCCGCCCUCUACAACCAGAACCUCAUCAACCACGUCGGCAGGGGGACGCCGCGCCACCCGGGCGCCAUCGAGACCAUCCUCUUCUCCAUGUUCAACGAGAACCUCAAGGAGAGCGGCGUGGAGCAGAACUGGGGGCUCUUCUACCCCAACACGCAGCGCGUCUACCCCAUCAGCUUCAACUGAAUUACGUCGCCAUCCAUCAGCUCCGAUCCCCACGUACUCAUCUACUCAACUCAUCGUAUGUCCGUACGUCAAUAAGUAUAUACGUAUAUACGGAUGCAACAUUUAUACUUCUGCAUCCCAGGAGAUUGUAUAUUUCGUGUUGGGAUUGCUUGGCGACGACACGGGGAGUAUCGAAUGCUACAUACUCUCAGAUGCAUACGCCAUGAGCGAGGGGCAUUCUUAAUUACGUCGACAGACCAAGCAUGGUCGAAUCGACUUGUGAUCAAUAACUGUACUGUCUCGGAUCGGAUUUUAUGUAUUCAUUGAAUUAAUUUUCUCAUUUAUGAAAAACUGUAUUAAUUGUAAUUACAAUCUGGCUUCAAGGACUUCGUGCAACUGAUAUUCA
This is a messenger RNA of Panicum virgatum (switchgrass), 1501 nucleotides long. Its product is annotated as lichenase-2-like. Gene Ontology annotation, cellular component: plasma membrane. Gene Ontology annotation, molecular function: hydrolase activity, hydrolyzing O-glycosyl compounds. NCBI's taxonomy places the organism in Eukaryota, Viridiplantae, Streptophyta, Magnoliopsida, Poales, Poaceae. The transcript is spliced from 2 exons. The record is from RefSeq and is a predicted model, not a curated record. The coding region runs from base 103 to 1116 and encodes 337 amino acids. Gene Ontology annotation, biological process: carbohydrate metabolic process.